This is a messenger RNA of Ipomoea nil (Japanese morning glory), 2598 nucleotides long. RefSeq lists its product as uncharacterized. The coding region runs from base 121 to 2496 and encodes 791 amino acids. Lineage: Eukaryota; Viridiplantae; Streptophyta; Magnoliopsida; Solanales; Convolvulaceae. The record is from RefSeq and is a predicted model, not a curated record. The transcript is spliced from 5 exons.
GUUUCCAGUAGGGAUAUUGUAAUAUUGAAAUUUCUCAAUUUCCCCCAUUCUGUUUAUGAAAUGUUUUUGGAGGAACAAAGACUUGCUGUGUAGAAGCUAGUAUCAUUGCAAAAUCGAGUAAUGGCUUCAACAAGAAAGCGGAAGAUCCGCAAAGAUUCUCGGAGACAAACCCUGGAUUCUGCCCCCGAUUCGAAUUAUUCUCGAGCACUCCAGAAGCUGCUCUCCGCAAUCAAAACUCCUGAGGGCAUAAAAUCACCCAUCUUGAAGAGUUUGUAUUGUUUACUUGUCCAUAUGUCCAUGGAUUCCCUGAGCAAAGUUGAUGUGAAUGAUCUACGAGGGAUUUCUGACAUUUUAUUCAAAGAACUACCGUUGAGGUUUAACAAUUUAUUCUCUUCUCUAUAUGAUGUUUGUACAAGCAAGGAUCUUGGACAAGGUAGCAUACAUGUGAAUUGUACAGUUGAAGUACUAGUUUUGCUGUUAAGGUGUAGUAUGGCUAUCCUGGAAUUGCAUAUAUAUGAUCAUAAUGUUGUUUUGGAAAAAGGCGGGAUUCUUUUGAAGAUACUUUGUAAGUUGUGUUCCAUAAACUUACCAAAGAGAAAAGACAGGAAAGACAUAAGUUUGCAGAACUCAGUUUUUCAUGCGUGCACAUAUGAUGAUGAUGAUUUCACAACCACUUCCAGAGAGGAACUUGUUGCUUCCCUUCAAUUCUAUGAGCCACCUAAUCUUCAAACUUCAUUUGCAAUUGCUAUGUUGGAGGUAUUUCUUGAUGAGCUUUUGGUUCAUGGCAAAUUACGAGCAAUAUUUAGGCUGAUUGACUUAUUUUCCUCUACUAGUGAAACUUUGUUUAUGCCUCAGUCCACUCAGAAAGAUAUUAGUUCAAAGAAACGUCAGAGUGAUAUUGGAAUCCUUAUGGAACUUGUUUCCACUUGCUUUCUCCUAUCAUUUUCUGGUGAAAAUGCAAUUGAAGAUUUUCUUUAUAGACUUUUCCGAGCACAGAGGAAGGAUUUCAAAUUCUUUAAAACUCCAGAAGUGAGUCUGACUGGGGCCAUAUCAUUGCUUCUCAAUCCAAUUGUUUCUUCUGCCCCAAAAAUUAUGCAAGCUUACGUGGUUUCAUCAGUAUCUGAAGCCAUGAGUGGUUUGAUGGAUGUUCAAAACCUGAAACCAAACUGUAAACUUCUUGACUGCUUUCUCUCAGUGUUUGAAAAAUCAGUCAAUAUGUAUAUGAAACUUAUAUCCUUUGUACAGAUCAAUGGUGAUUCUCCAAGUAAAUGUGCGUCUUUUGUCAACUCAAGCACAUAUAGAGGGAACUUUCCUCCACCUUUUGAAUCUUAUAUAUUGCCAAGCACACAGGAGAAGAUAAACUCUCUGAUUAAAAGGUUUGAGGAUUCAUCAGAUUCAUUCUUAGGCAACCAUUUCUUUGAACUGAAAUCUGACAUGACCAGUUCGUGUAUUGCAUAUGUGAAGGAUUGCCAAUGUCUUCUGGACCAAUCAUGCCAAGAUGAUGUAUUCUCAAUUAUAAGUUGUCUGAUUUUAAGAGCAUCAGUGAGCUUUGAUGAAUCUGUAAAGCCUGCAAUCAAGGGUAUGGAUCUUCAGGCUAUAUGUCUCCUAGUUGCUGUAUUGAAGUUAAUGGGCACUUCUUUGCUGCAUGCUAUAUCAUAUCUCUGGAAUGGUGAAAGUUAUGGGUCUUUCAAAACCUUGAAAAACUACUCAUUGUGCAAGGAGUACAUGUCUAUUUUGGGUUCAAUUAGCUGUUUUAGUGAAUCCAAAAUACACUUCCCAGUCCAACUGUUCUUAUGUAACAUAAUGGAGACGAACUUCAUCAAGCACAAGGAUUUCAUGGUGAUGCUUCUGCAUUUUUCAGGCAUGCUUGCGUUUAGUUUUUUAAAGAGGAUUGGUUGCUUAGCAAAUGGGUGCUUGUUAACUAUCACUGCUCUGGUGAAUUUGUUUGUACUUGAAGAGGGUUAUUUAGAUGAGUUGAGGUCAUUAAUUGUUUCUGGCUCAGACUCCGUCUCCGAUUCCUCUGCGUUACCCCUGGUCAGAAUCCAAGAGGCAGUAAUGGACCAGAGGCCUAGCAUAAUGGUUGCAUCAAAAUUUCAAAAUAUACAGAAUCUAUACUUGAGCAAGUCAAAGACUAUGGUAAAGUAUUGUGGCAGUGUGGAAGAUGGAUGGCCAGAGAGUUCAUCAAGUGCUUCUUCUUGUUUAUUUGACAAAGAAGAAAUGGUGAGCGUUGAAGAGGAAACAUUGAACGGUGAGAUCUUUCUCAGGUGCAUGGAACCCAACGCAAAACAUGACUCCGAUUUUGACGAGUUAGCCGAUUUUAUUGAGUGCAAACAAGGGAAGGAUUAUGCAGGUUGGCUACAGGAUAGAGAAAAAUAUAGAAAAUGGAAAUCUAAAAGGACAGCAAUGUUAAGGUGGAAGAGAAAGAGAAAGACUUGGAAAGUUUGGAAACGGAAAAGUAGUACUACUACUGGGUUAAUGGUUUCUGAAUUUCCAUGAGAAAAAUCAUCCUGAAAGUGGGAUACUGAUUGCCAUCAGAGAUGUUGGAUAUUAAAACUCCAAAUGCUCAGAGAAGAGCAUAUGUUUCAUAUGCUAUUUGUA